This is a messenger RNA of Sphaerodactylus townsendi, 1048 nucleotides long. It is a transcript of the gene GFOD1, whose product is annotated as glucose-fructose oxidoreductase domain containing 1. The record is from RefSeq and is a predicted model, not a curated record. NCBI's taxonomy places the organism in Eukaryota, Metazoa, Chordata, Lepidosauria, Squamata, Sphaerodactylidae. Gene Ontology annotation, molecular function: nucleotide binding.
AGCAGCAGCAGCCAUGCUGCCCGGGGUGGGUGUGUUCGGCACCAGCCUGACCGCCCGGGUGAUCAUCCCGCUGCUGAAGGACGAGGGCUUCGCCGUCAAGGCGCUGUGGGGGCGCACGCCCGAGGAGGCCGAGGAGCUGGCCAAGGAGAUGAGCGUCCCCUUCUACACCAGCCGCAUCGACGAGGUCCUGCUGCACCAGGACGUGGACCUCGUCUGCAUCAACCUGCCGCCGCCCCUGACCAAGCAGAUCGCGGUCAAAACGCUGGGUGAGUGAGGGAUUGGGAAGAAUGUCAUCUGUGACGUGCAUACACCCCUCUUGAUGCCUUUUAGGAUGAUGUCAGCUGCCCACUACUAUCCCAAGCUCAUGAGCAUUAUGAGUGCCGUUCUCCGUUUCCUGCCUGCCUUUGUGAAGAUGAAGCAGCUGAUCCAAGAAGGCUACGUUGGAGUACUUGUGUGUGAGGUCCAGGUUCACAGCGGCAGCCUCUUGGAGAAGUACAACUGGAGCUGUGAUGAUUUGAUGGCGUGGGGCCUGCACUCCGUUGGUACCCACAUCAUUGAUCUCAACAUUCCUCACCAGCCAGCCAAGCCCAUUGAGGAGUACCUUGGUUUACUUAAGACUUUUUGUGAAACAGGCGGACCACAUCAAGGGGAUCUGACAAAUCACGGCGAUGACUUCUAUGCGUUUCAGAUGGUCUUGGAAGGUGGAGUGUGUUGUACUGUGACCCUCAACUUCAACAUCCUAGAAUUCAAACAAGACAUUAUUGUGAGUAGGUUCUGGCAGGUGACUGGUGUAGUAGGAACUGACUUAUGCGGGCAAAACAAUAGCUCCUCUCAGAAGGAGCUCCUCCUGAAAGAUUCCACCCCAGUCAGCAACUCCUUUUACCUGAGAGGCCUUCAACUGAUGAUGCAGGCCGUCCGGCAGGCAUUUGAGGAUCAGGAUGACAGAAGGACCUGGGGCGUGACGCUCACAAUGGCUGCCACAUUUGGCGACUGCCUUUAUGCUUUGUGUGUGGUGGACACCAUUAAAAAAUCAAAACCAACUGGGUGA